Pseudovirgaria hyperparasitica is the source of this 426-nucleotide messenger RNA. RefSeq lists its product as uncharacterized. The transcript has 3 exons. The record is from RefSeq and is a predicted model, not a curated record. The coding region runs from base 1 to 426 and encodes 141 amino acids. NCBI's taxonomy places the organism in Eukaryota, Fungi, Ascomycota, Dothideomycetes, Acrospermales, Acrospermaceae.
AUGAGUUUCUUGCAGCGAAACAUCCGCACCGCACCCCUAGGCUACACAACUCCAUCAUUUCCAUCUCUGUACUGGCCAAUUCCUGUGGCCGGCCCCCAGGCAAAUUUCUUAUACAAUAUUGGAGACGUCUGGAGGUUCACGCUUCUCUGGACACUCAUCUUCUACGCUGCUGUACACGCCGCUGUCUGCUUCUGGGCGAUUGCGAUCCAAAAACGGAAUUAUAAGGUGAUAUGGACGGUGCCAAUAAUAUAUGCUGUGAUCGGUGGAGUGGAGGCAUUAAUUGCAGGCAGCGUUACGGGAGGCUUAAUUGGAACCGUAUAUCAAGCGGGUUACUAUAGAGUGUCAACCUGGAUUCCGUUCGCUUGGGCACUUGUCUGCACUUUGGUCCUCAUACUAUCUUCAUUCGGGUUCCAAGGUGGUUUAUGA